AUGUAUGAAAGAUGUCAAUAAAUAUGUUAAUGAAAUGUAAUUAUUAAAUGAUUGGAAAGCAUAUAUAAUGUGCAUUUAUAUACACGUUAUAAGAAUUAUAUCGAAGGACAUAAGACUCAGUAUCUUGAACAACUUCGUUUCAGUGCUGUGUACGACACGUUUCAUCGCUAUUAUGUUGCAGCUUUCUCGAUGCAUUGUGAUAACUUUUUUAUUACUCGAAUUGAUUAUGGAUUCAAACAGUGAAGAGGUAAUAAUCGUUACAAAAUGGGGAUCUAUCAAUGGUCGGAGCAUAGAGAAAUAUACUUUAAAAAACAAAGCAGGUCAAGAGGUGGACAUUAUAACGUACGGUGCGACAAUAACAUCCGUUAGAACGCCAGAUAAACUAGGAAACAUAGCAGAUGUCGUAUUAGGUUUUGAUAAUGUAGAAGACUAUGCUUCCACUAUGUUUCGUAAUCCGUACUUCGGUGCAACAGUAGGAAGAGUCGCGAACCGUAUAAAAAAUGGAGAAUUCAUAUUGAAUGGGAAUACGUAUCAUUUAACUAAAAAUCUAGGACAGGAUAGUCUUCAUGGUGGUAUUAACGGUUGGAGUUGGAAAAUAUGGAAUGCUGCUAUUCAAAGUAAUCGGCUUGUGCUUUCGCUAUUAAGCGAAGAUGGUGACGAAGGUUAUCCUGGAGAUGUUGUGGCAUCUGUUAUUUUUCAACUAUUUGAUAAUGGAGAAUUACGUAUCAAGAUGAAGGCUUUUGUCACCAAAGCUACUCCUAUUAAUUUGACUAACCAUAGUUACUUCAAUUUAGCUGGCCACAAUGGUAAUGCGAGUGAAUUGUACAAACAUCAGUUUACUUUGAAUGCGGAUCGUUGGACAGCUACCGACGCAAAGAAUAUCCCUACUGGUGAUAUUCUAUCAGUCAUUGAUACCGCAAUGGACCUGAGAAACAUAACUGUUCUCGGUGAUGUUAUCGAUAAAAUACCAGGCGGUGGCUACGAUAAUAAUUUUUGUUUAAUCGUAAACGAUACUCAGAAUGAAAGAAAUUUUGUUGCCACAGCUGUACAUCCAACUUCCGGAAGAUAUUUAGAAGUUUUCUCGAAUCAACCAGCUGUACAAUUUUAUACAGCAAACUUUCUCCCCGAACAUGAUACUGCGGGUAUACAAGGAAAGAACGGAAGCCGGUAUUUUAAACAUGCUGCAUUUUGUCUUGAGACGCAAAAUUAUCCAGAUGCAGUCAAUCACGCAAAUUUUCCUAAUAGCAUAGUUGAACCUGGACAGAUUUAUCGUCAUAUUGUUAUAUACAAGUUUGGAGUAAUAGCUUAAGAAAUUUAUAUUGACCCUCUAUAAUUUGUAUUUUAUACAAUUUAAUUGUAACAAUUCAUGAUGUAUCCCAAUGAAAUAUAACGCUCAUAUAUUAAAACUAUAUUUUUCAUUUCAUAUUCUAAUUUAUCUAAUAAUUGAGAUUAAAUUUAAUCCUAUACUACACUCUCUGUGGUAUACAACUAAAUU
Eufriesea mexicana is the source of this 1495-nucleotide messenger RNA. Its product is annotated as aldose 1-epimerase. Gene Ontology annotation, biological process: glucose metabolic process; beta-D-galactose catabolic process via UDP-galactose, Leloir pathway. NCBI's taxonomy places the organism in Eukaryota, Metazoa, Arthropoda, Insecta, Hymenoptera, Apidae. The record is from RefSeq and is a predicted model, not a curated record. The transcript is spliced from 5 exons. Gene Ontology annotation, molecular function: carbohydrate binding; aldose 1-epimerase activity. Bases 68 to 1309 code for a protein of 413 amino acids.